Messenger RNA from Schistosoma margrebowiei, 1475 nucleotides. The record is from the annotation of a GenBank genome assembly. NCBI's taxonomy places the organism in Eukaryota, Metazoa, Platyhelminthes, Trematoda, Strigeidida, Schistosomatidae.
AUGGCUUCAACAAACGGCAGUACGGAAAUUUCUCAGGCUGAUAAGAAUGUAGAAAUGUGGCGGAUCAAAAAGUUGAUCAAAAGUUUGGAGUCUGCUAGAGGUAAUGGGACGAGCAUGAUUUCGCUCAUCAUCCCUCCAAAGGAUCAGAUUACCAGGAUAGCGAAAUUGUUAGCCGAGGAGUAUGGAACAGCAUCUAAUAUUAAAAGCCGUGUGAAUCGCUUAUCCGUCCUGAGUGCGAUAACUUCUGUACAACAACGUCUGAAGUUGUACACUAGAGUUCCUACCAAUGGCCUUGUUGUAUAUUGUGGAACAAUAGUCACUGAGGAUGGUAAAGAGAAAAAGGUCAACAUCGAUUUCGAACCAUUUAGACCAGUAAACACGUCUUUAUAUCUUUGCGACAACAAGUUCCAUACAGAGGCCUUAGUAGCGCUGCUAGCAGAUGACAGCAAGUUCGGAUUUAUUGUUGUUGAUGGUAAUGGGGCUUUAUUUGGGACAUUAUCGGGAAACACUCGCGAGGUUCUGCACAAAUUUACAGUAGAAUUGCCGAAAAAACAUGGUCGUGGAGGUCAAUCUGCACUUCGUUUCGCACGUUUGCGGAUGGAAAAGCGGCACAAUUAUGUUCGUAAAGUAGCCGAGACUGCAACGCAACUUUUUAUAACAAACGAUCGACCGAAUAUCGAAGGUCUCAUCCUUGCAGGGAUUGCUGAUUUCAAGAGUGACUUAGGACAAUCUGAUAUGUUUGACCAAAGGCUUCAAGCAAAGUUGAUUAAAAUAGUAGAUAUAUCAUAUGGUGGUGAAACAGGAUUUAACCAAGCUAUCGAACUGGCCACAGAUACACUUUCUGGCGUAAAGUUCAUUCAGGAAAAAAAACUGAUUCAAAGAUACUUUGACGAGAUAUCUCAAGAUAGUGGGAAGUACUGUUUCGGUGUUGAGGACACCUUGAAGUCCCUAGAGAUGGGUGCUGUGGAGACCCUCGUGGUGUGGGAGAACCUUAGUGUAAACCGCUAUGUCCUCAAAGUCCCAAAUUCUGAAGGAAAUAGAAUUAUACACUUGCGUCCUGACCAGGAAACAGACCGACGACAUUUCGUUGACCCGGAGACAGGAUCUGAUUUGGAAAUUCUAGAUACCCAGCUUCUUUUAGACUGGCUCGCCCUAAACUACAGAUCUUUUGGAACGACUUUAGAAAUUGUCACUGACAAGUCUCAGGAAGGUGCUCAGUUUGUUCGCGGCUUUGGUGGUAUAGGUGGUAUUCUACGUUACCAACUCGAUUUUAAUCAUUUGGCGGGUGGAGAUGUUGAUUUCGAGGAUGACUUCAAUCUUGAUGAUUACUGACAAACCAGUCCAACCUGUGGUUGGCGCAGGUUUCCGUACGGCCGCUCUCCAUGGUUUGAACACAGGUUUCUAAGGAUUAUUCCCAAGGAUAAUUUUUGCAGAAUUGAAAAACAGGCUUUUGAAGAGUUCAAUUUAAUUUCGGU